Messenger RNA from Engraulis encrasicolus (European anchovy), 4676 nucleotides. RefSeq names its product potassium inwardly rectifying channel subfamily J member 9 (gene kcnj9). Gene Ontology annotation, cellular component: plasma membrane. Gene Ontology annotation, molecular function: G-protein activated inward rectifier potassium channel activity. The coding region runs from base 1013 to 2695 and encodes 560 amino acids. The record is from RefSeq and is a predicted model, not a curated record. The transcript is spliced from 11 exons. Lineage: Eukaryota; Metazoa; Chordata; Actinopteri; Clupeiformes; Engraulidae. Gene Ontology annotation, biological process: regulation of monoatomic ion transmembrane transport; potassium ion import across plasma membrane.
AAUAAAUGGCUUAAUAAUGUGGACAUUUUCCAUCUACACUCUAGACAAGGACAAUAGUUGAAAUGUGUGGCUGAAUAUCUACCUAAUUAAUGUGAACUGAUUGUUAAAAUUUAUUUUAGCAAUUCAUAUGAAAAACAUAUAUUUAACAUAUAUUUAGCCUGACAUUUCAAAUCUGGUCCUUGAUUACGUGUCACUUCAUAUUCACACAGUUGAAAUGGGCGUGUUCUCCAUUGAUUUGCAUUGACUGAAGAAGGGAGGCUGCACUUGUUGUUUUCCAGUGCUGUCGUAAAUUGUUGUGUCACCUCUUGCCUAACGUUCCACCUUUAUGACCCCACCUGACACGCCACCUAAAUGCUAAUGCUAAUACCUGUUUAAAUUCUUCACCAGGAAGGCACUUGAGAACUCCACCCACUGCUGUUAGCCAUAUUGUAGUUUUUAGUGAACCUUGGAAAAACUCCAACUCCCACGAUGCAUAUCACCUGGAGGGGCUUGAGUCUGAGGAGUGUGAGGAGUGGGGGGACAGGCAGUGAGGAGGAGCUGAAGUGGGGACCUGCGCAAACUUGUGUAGAGGUGUGAGACAAGACCCAUAUACACACGUGAGUGAGUUGUUGACCAACCAGUUCAUGGGCGCGUGACCUCGGAGGCAGUCGGCCGACGAGCGUUGAAGGGGAUAAGCAACUGCAGAGGUUGCAAGAUCUGACUGCAGUCGCAUGCAUCCCGCGAUAGUUUGACACCAUGUGACAUGUCACCUUAUCAACGCAACAUCGACGAAAUUUCGAAGUUUGACAGGAAAUCUAACCGUCAUGCAGCAUUUCAAUCCAGGGUGCAUUGCUGUCUACAUGCACAUGUAUGCGUUGAUGUGAACUCGAUCGCACCUAUUCAUGUGUUAGGCAAACGCGGCGCUACUGUAGCCAUGUUGUAGUUUUUAAUUAACUGUUUAACAUUGCCUCAAUGGCUGGAAAAACUCCAACUCCCAUGAUUCCCUUCUCACCUGUCUAGCCUCUCCCCAAAGAUGGCGCUGGAGAACUCCACCCACUGCGUGUCCGUCACCGAGAAGGCAGAUGACUCCCUUCUGGACCAGAGCCACGAUGUCGUCGACGGCAACGAUGAAGCUCCUCCCCCAGACGACGACGUGGACCAAUCCCAGUCGCAGAUGGCCACGCCCAUCAUCUUCGACGAGGCCCCACCUCCUAAAGCAGCGUCCCCGCCCCCUUCGGAGAAAACGACCAACCAUAGCCAGUCCUUCCAGGAUAAGAUGGCCGCCCGCGAGGCACAGGCCAAUCAGAGGCGUAAGACUAAGAAUGACGGGGCGGGGCAGGAGAGGACCAGGAAGUUUGGAUGGGGUCGGAGCAAGCGGCGUAAGCGUCAACGCUACGUGGAAAAAAACGGCCGCUGUAACGUGCAACACGGUAACACCGGAACCUACCGCUACUUGACCGACAUCUUUACGACUUUAGUCGACCUGAACUGGCGAUGUUCGCUAUUCGUGUUCGUCAUGGCUUACGCUGUGACCUGGCUGUUCUUCGGGGCCAUCUGGUACCUGAUUGCCUACUGUAGGGGCGACCUGGACCACCUGGAGGACGUCACGUGGACUCCGUGUGUCAACAACCUCAACGGCUUCAUCUCAGCCUUCCUCUUCUCCAUCGAGACCGAGACCACCAUAGGUUACGGCCACCGCGUGAUAACUGACCAGUGCCCUGUUGGGACCAUGCUGCUGCUGCUUCAGGCUAUUCUGGGCUCCAUGGUCAACGCUUUCAUGGUGGGCUGCAUGUUUGUCAAGAUCUCUCAGCCCAAUAAGCGUGCCGAGACGCUCGUCUUCUCCCGCCACGCUGUCAUCUCCCUUCGAGACGACAAACUCUGCCUGAUGUUCCGCGUCGGAGACUUGCGCAGCUCACACAUCGUGGGCGCCAACAUGAGAGCCAAGCUCAUCAAGUCCAAACAAACGCAAGAAGGUGAGUUCAUCCCCCUGGACCAGACGGAUAUCAGCGUGGGUUUCGAGACGGGAGACGACCGCCUCUUCCUGGUGUCCCCGCUGGUCAUCGCCCACGAGGUCGACUGCCGCUCGCCCUUCUGGGACAUGAGCCAGGCUCAGCUGGAGAAAGAGGACUUUGAGAUCGUGGUCAUCCUUGAGGGUAUGGUCGAAGCUACAGGCAUGACGUGUCAAGCACGGAGUUCGUACCUGGCGGAGGAGGUGCUGUGGGGUCAUCGCUUCUCUCCCGUCAUGUCAUUGGCUGAGGGAUUCUUCGACGUCGACUACGGCGCCUUCCACCACAGCUUCGAGGUGGACACCCCGUCUUGUUCCGCCCACGAGCUGGCAUUGGCCACUGCCCGCCGGGAGGCCCACCUUUAUUGGUCCAUCAGCAGCCGAUUGGACGAAGAGAAUCGAUUGGAGGAGGAGGAGAAGUGGGAGGCUGCCAUUCCUUCUGUUGACCAAUCGGCACCUGACAACCCUGCCAAGCCAACAAAUCACAGCCCCCGCAACGACCCACCAACCAAUCAGAAUGGAGAUGAGAGCGGGAACAAGGAAAACGAUGAUGACCAGAAACUACAAGAAGUGGGCGGGAUCAAUGAGAGUGACGAGCCAAUCAGAAUCGUAGAUUUUGUACUGGGCGGAGGGGUAGCCAGCGACGCCAUUGGUGGAGAGCAGAAUGGAGGCGUGGCUCCGCUGACCAACCAAUCGGAAUCUGACGCCUAAAAAUGUGGUUAAAUGUGUUUUUUUAUUAUUUAAAUCAAAGAGUUUGAAAUGUUUUUUUUCUUUUAAGAUUAGAGUCUUAAACGUCUUUAUUCCUCUACAAAGGCAAAGUGCAGUAAAUACACCAACAUUGAAACCGAUAAAAAUGCCUUCAUAUCCUUGGUAUACGGUUGGAUAUUGUAGUUACUGCAAAUUUGACAAAGCAGUAUCUCUAAAACGAGACACCUUUUGGACCAUAGAGUUUUGUCAUAAGAUAAAGCAAUGUAAAGUAAUGAAGACCGUUUUUAGUCUAAAUUCUAUUAUGACAGAAUAUGUAAUUACUGCACUUUGCCAUUGGAGGGCGGUAUUGUUCCAUAGGGAUAUUUGUUUUCUAUUGUUUUGUUUUUGGCACAAAAAUGUAUAUCAGAAUGAUGGCCAUUACACGCUCAAGAAGGGCUCUGCCCGAAGCAUUUAUGGGUGAAUAAACAACGAGAGGUGGCAGGAAAUCAAAGAGAAAGAGCUGUAAAUAUUUCAAAAAGAUUAGAUUCUAUUCUAUUCUAUAGUCUUUAUAGGGAUAACUGUUUAUGUUUUAGGCACAAAAAUGUAAAAGAACCAAGAGAUGUAAAUGUUUUUAAAAGAGAAAUGCUAACGCUUUAUACCAAGUUUCAUGUGUUAGCCACUAUUAGCCUACAGGUUAGUCUAAUGUGCAAGUCAGUUAACCAUUUGUAGUCUUUUCUCCCAUUGUAAGAUGUGGCUGUUGAACUACAGAUAUGGCCUCUUCAGGUAGCCUAGUUUGUAUUUGUAGUGCAGUAGCCAUGACUUAUUAUGAGUUUCAUUGGGAGAAAAGACUACAGACGGUCAAGAGGCCAUUUGUGCAGUUCAGUUGCCAUCCAGGGACAGACAGCAGGUGUUUAAGGAAAGUGGCGUCCAGGGACAGACAGCAGGUGUUUAAGGAAAGUGGCGGAAGUAAUUGAAGAGCAAGCGGCAGAAAACAGUUGAACUUAAGCGACAAAUGAGCUUGGGUUGGGUCACGCUCCCUGAUCGAGUGCGUGAGGUUGAAUCAUUUUUCCGCGUACGUACGUCGCCCCUGAUCUGAGCUGUCCAGGCGGGACUCUGCAGCGUUCUAGAUCUUUCAACACCUUCUGUCUGUCCCUCCCUACAGUUAAAGAUGCAGUAUGUGAUAUUUUAAUUCAUUUGGAAACAAUCAAUAAACCGAUGACUUACAUGUACAGUAUUUAAUAGCAUUAGUCAUUUAUUUCCAAAUGUUAGGUUUUUCACAAAUACUUACCAAGUAUUCAUGAUAACUGGGAAAAUUGCACUGUUAAUACAAAGGUGACUCUUCUCCAUAUCAGCCAUUUUUAAAUUGCAGUGAUACACAUUUAGCUGUAAAAACUUGCUGCACUUUGGUCAUACCAGUAAAUAUUCAUGGAAAGAUCAAAUUUGGCAGUCGACGGUACAGUUUCAAUUAGUAGCACAGUAACACCUACUCUGGUCACCAUCCUACACAGUGCACAGUGCAAGAUAAAUGUUUCAUUGUUUAAUAAGACCAGUUUUAGGUAUCGUAUCAACUUUCAUUAAUAAUAAUAAUUAGUAAUACAUUUUUUAAUGGCACUCUUCUUUAAUCAAAUGUUUUCCAAUGAUUUUUGUUUCAUCACCAUAGAUAUGUACAAUACACUGUAUAUUACAAACACUCUGUUUCCCAUUGUUGACAGUGUGACGGACAUUCUGAUUCUCAUUGUUGGCAGUGUUACGAACAUUCUGAUUCCCAUUGUUGGCUUUGUUACGAACAUUCUGAUUCCCAUUGUUGGCUUUGUUACGAACAUUCUGAUUCCCAUUGUUGGCAGUGUUACGGACAUUCUGAUUGUCUCCUAUUGUUAAAGGGAACAGGAGUUAAGAAAAAAAAAAAACACAGAAAAUCAAUUCUACACACACAUGCUCACAAUUCCUCCCCAGGCCACAAUACCCUACCAUCCCAUCCCACCCCCUUGGGUCUCCAAAUAUAUCA